Messenger RNA from Papaver somniferum (opium poppy), 1169 nucleotides. Its product is annotated as probable methyltransferase At1g27930. Bases 137 to 973 code for a protein of 278 amino acids. NCBI's taxonomy places the organism in Eukaryota, Viridiplantae, Streptophyta, Magnoliopsida, Ranunculales, Papaveraceae. Gene Ontology annotation, biological process: xylan biosynthetic process. The record is from RefSeq and is a predicted model, not a curated record. The transcript has a single exon.
UGUUCUCAUUCCAAAUCUCAUCUCUCUGUAUCCGAGAGACACACAAAUCACAAAACACAACCAAAACCCUAAACAUUUCUCAAAUUAAAUCUCAAGAAGAAAACCUUGAAAAACCCAGUCGAGAUUUAUUUAGAAAAUGAAGUAUAGGAAUGUGAUACCAGAGAAAUUAUGGUUUAUAAUUGUGGGUUUAGCAGGAUUAAUAGCGGGUUCAAUCAUAAUCAGCACAUUCAACAGAUCUAACUACAAUCCAUUACUCUGUACAAGAGUUGUUGAUUCAAAUCCAACAACAAAUCAAUUAAACGCUAUACUUCAUUACGCAACAUCAAAAAUCACACCACAGCAAUCAAAUCAAGAAAUCAGAGUAUCAUUCGAUGUUCUCCAGCUCUUAUCUCCGUGUAAUUUCUUAGUAUUUGGUCUCGGUUUCGAUUCGCAAAUGUGGGCAGCUUUUAAUCCAAGAGGUACGACGCUGUUUCUCGAAGAAGAUCCAAAAUGGGUGCAAACCGUGUUGAAAGAUGCAUCUUUUUUACAUGCUCAUACUGUUACUUAUCGUACUCAGUUACAAGAAGCUGAUGAUUUAAUCAAAUCGUAUCGGAACGUCCCGAGUUGUUUACCGGCGAACGCUUACGUUAACGGCAACACGGAGUGUAAAUUAGCACUUACCAAUAUGCCUGAUGAGGUUUAUGAUAAAGAAUGGGAUUUGAUUAUGAUCGAUGCGCCAAGAGGUUGGUUCGCUGAAGCACCGGGUCGUAUGGGAGCGAUUUGGUCAGCUGCUGUUAUGGCUAGGAACCGGAAAGGACCAGGUGUGACUCAUGUGUUUUUACAUGAUGUGGAUCGGAAAGUUGAGAAAAUGUUUGCAAUGGAGUUUUUGUGCAAGAAGUAUUUGGUUAAAGCUGUUGGUAGACUUUGGCAUUUUGAAAUUCCUUCAAUGGCAAAUGUUAGCAGCUCGGUGAUUGGUGGGAGUAGUUUCUGCUAAAAUGAUCCUGGAGUGGGUUGCCUUUGUUGAAUCAAAUUUAAUUUUCUUUUUCUUUCUUUUUUUGUGAAAAAAAGGAUGAAUAUUUAUAUGCUCAUUUGCUAUGAGAUAUUGUUGUUUAUUUAAAUUGAAAAAACUGGAUUAGAAUUCAAGGGAAAAUUUUACAUUGAAGUUAAGAAUAUAUUCGUAUUUUGGUUCA